AUACUACUUUCUAUGGUAGGUAAAUAAAGAAACUAAUUGGAAAAUGUUUAUAGCCAAGUGAUAGCCAUGUGAAACUAACUAGUAUCUCUCGAUGUACUAAUUAUAAUAGUUCCUUACCAGCUAUAAGAUGGACAUCGAUAAUUUAAGUAACCUUAGUCAUGAUGAUCUUAUAGAAUCAACUCAAUUAACCCUUGGAACGCUACUUAGGACUGAUCCUCUGCUUAGUGAUCUUCCACAAGAUAUUAUUUUAGAAGAAAUUGUAUCUCAGAUUGCUGUGGAAAAUGGACAGUCAAUAACAAUAUUUAUAUCUAGAGACCCAGAACCUACUCUUAAAGUAAUUGUACCACAAAAUGCAACAGUUCGUGAUCUGAAAAAAGCAACGGCAAGACAUUUUGAACUUCAACAAAAGAGAACAGGGCUCAAAGUGAAGAUAUCUUGGAAAUACAUUUGGAAGACUUACCAUUUGGCAUAUGAUAGUUUAAUUUUAGAUAAUGAUGACCAGUGCAUUGAAGACUAUGGUGUAUGUAAUAAAGUGGUUUUAACAUUUAAAAAAAAGAAAAAAAUAAAACAAUAAGUAUAUUCCAAUCGCUUUAUUAACUUAA
Molecule: messenger RNA, 602 nt
Organism: Bombyx mandarina (wild silkworm)
Lineage: Eukaryota; Metazoa; Arthropoda; Insecta; Lepidoptera; Bombycidae
Product: U11/U12 small nuclear ribonucleoprotein 25 kDa protein
Biological process (GO): mRNA splicing, via spliceosome
Cellular component (GO): U12-type spliceosomal complex
Source: RefSeq, a predicted model, not a curated record